Zerene cesonia (dogface butterfly) is the source of this 876-nucleotide messenger RNA. RefSeq names its product tetraspanin-33-like. NCBI's taxonomy places the organism in Eukaryota, Metazoa, Arthropoda, Insecta, Lepidoptera, Pieridae. The coding region runs from base 4 to 876 and encodes 290 amino acids. Gene Ontology annotation, cellular component: membrane. The transcript is spliced from 5 exons. The record is from RefSeq and is a predicted model, not a curated record.
AAUAUGAAGUUCAACAAAACAGAAUCGGAAUAUAACAUGAAAUCUAUACGCUUUCUACUGCUGACAAUUACAACUAUGUUCAUUAUAAUUGCCGGUUUGAUGAUAGUAUUGGGUAUUACAGUAUACUCUCAUUAUCAUCACUUCACAUUUUUCUAUGAAGCGGCUAAGAGCGGCAGGUUCCUCACUCCCUCGUUGUUGUGUGUUCUCUUUGGGAUGAUGCUCUUUAUCAUCACACUGUUCGGUUUCUUUGGAAGCUUGAAGCAAAGCACAUGCAUGGUUAAUUUGUAUGCGCUUUUCUUGUUCUUGAUGGUGAUUUUAAAACUAGUGCUAGUGAUAUUGUCAUUCACAUUAAGCCCGGAUAAAUUAUUGAACUAUGUGAAUGUACCCGUCGAAGAUUACGUCAGUGACCCCGAAAUUAAAGCCGAAAUUGAUAUAUUGCAAAUUUCGCUCAAUUGUUGUGGCAGUAUCUCAUACCUCGACUACGCUGGUAUGAACUUUACCAGUGAUGAUUCCACCGUUAUAAUUGCCAACGCCCAAUCAGACCCUGUGGUGGUGCCUGCGACGUGCUGCGUCACCACUGGUGAGGUAUACUGUACCAGGAUGAGAGGAACAGGAUGUAGAUCCGCGUUGGUCAACAUGCUCAUACAGAAUUCUAGUGUGAUCGGGGUUUUGGGAGUAUCGGUUACUUUCAUUCAGGUCCUUGGCAUUAUUUUCGCGCUUCUCUUAGCUCGCUGCAUCCGAAAAAUGAAAAGCGAAAGAGCAUUAAUGCUGUGGACGAUAAAAGAACAGAUGAUAAUGGCGCGAAAAAUGGAGGAGGACAACGCUAGUGAUAAUAAUACAGUCUAUAUUGCUCAAGCUGAAUCAAGCACCGCAUAG